UUUCUUGUUGGUUCUGACCUUCUAAAAGUUCAAAUCUUUUCUGGACUGAACUCCAAGUUUUGAAUUCAAAUUCAUUAGAACUUACCCAAAAUUUGAUUUGUGAAUGUUUUGUUGUGUGUAAAGUGUAAAGUGGGUUUCUGAUGGAGCCGAAUUGGGGACUCAAGAAUUGCUGUAACCAUGAGCAAGUGGUGUUUCUCAUUACUGUUUCUGUCUGCACCGUUGUUAUACUUGCGCUUUGGAGGACAAUACUGCUGAGACCGUUUAAGCUUGUAACUGUGUUUCUUCAUGAGGCUAGCCAUGCCAUUGCUUGUAAACUAACAUGUGGUCAUGUGGAAGGGAUUCAAGUUCAUGCAGAUGAAGGUGGAACCACACAAACCCGUGGUGGUGUAUACUGGUUAAUUCUGCCAGCUGGAUAUCUAGGUUCAUCCUUUUGGGGGAUGCUCUUGAUUCUUGCAUCUACAAAUAUCCUUACAGCACGGAUAGCCGCUGGAUGUUUUCUAGCUGCUCUAUUUAUUACACUCUUUAUAGCUAAAAAUUGGACACUUCGAGGACUUUGUAUAGGAUUCAUUCUUUUCCUUGGUGUAAUUUGGGCUCUGCAAGAAACAACAAAAGUUCGUAUACUUCGGUAUAUUAUUCUGUUUAUAGGUGUAAUGAACAGCUUAUUUUCGGUUUAUGAUAUCUAUGAUGAUCUGAUAUCCCGUAGAGUUCAUUCUAGUGAUGCUGAGAAGUUUGCAGAAGAGUGUCCUUGCUGUACUGGUUGUGGAUGGGGUGUCAUAUGGGGCUUAAUAUCUUUCUUGUUUCUCUGUGGAGCCAUGUACCUUGGUCUUGUGAUUUUGGCUUGAGGAUACAAUAAUGUGCUGAACAAGAUUCAAUCGCUGGAAUGACCUGAUACCAAUUUGUCUGUGGCUUUGACAUACCAUCUCUGGAGUACCUUCUCAUUUUUAUCAAGGAGAUUUUCUGAUCAUCUUAACUCCUGUAAAAUCAUUUUUUUCAACAUUAUGGAGCUCACAUAUCUCAUUUAUGACAACAAAUUUUGUUUA
This is a messenger RNA of Fragaria vesca subsp. vesca, 1040 nucleotides long. RefSeq lists its product as uncharacterized. The coding region runs from base 141 to 842 and encodes 233 amino acids. Lineage: Eukaryota; Viridiplantae; Streptophyta; Magnoliopsida; Rosales; Rosaceae. The transcript has 10 exons. The record is from RefSeq and is a predicted model, not a curated record.